AUGACCAGCCCUUCUAGGAGCAUAGACGAUCAGAGAGGAACCGGGGAAAGUCCGGCUCACAAAGCGGAGACCCCCCGGCACCGCAGCUGGAGCAGCCUGCGCUUCUCCAAAUGGAGGAGCAGCUCCCAGAGAACGACUCCUCCGAGCUCCCCCUCUCCAAAGACCGAGAAGAGAAGCGACAUUUCCCGGACUCUCUUCACCCUGGUCAAGACCCACAAUGACGACUACACGGCAGACCCGGACGGCACCCUGGACAUGGGCGCAGAGGCCGAGGUCGGCCUGGAUGACCUGCUGCAGGAUCAGUCCACGUACUUCCAGAAGCAGUUCGGCUCCAUGCUGCAGCCCGGCGUCAACAAGUUCUCACUGCGCAUAUUCGGCAGCCACAAGGGGGUUGCAGCAGAGCAGGACAGGGUCAAGAGCUUUGGGGUGUGGAUCAUCCACCCCUACAGUGAUUUCAGAUUUUACUGGGAUAUUGUGAUGCUUCUUCUGAUGAUGGGUAAUCUGGUCAUCCUGCCCUGGGGAAUCACCUUCUUUGAAGACCAAAACACCAUGCCCUGGAUUAUCUUCAAUUUCCUGUCCGACACGCUCUUCCUCAUGGAUCUGGUUUUUAACUUUCGUACCGGUAUCCCAGGAGAGGACAGUCACAUUAUUCUGGACCCCAAAGAGAUCCGCAUGCACUACCUCCGCACCUGGUUCCUGGUAGACUUUGUUUCCUCCAUUCCUGUUGAUUACAUUUUUCUAAUCGUUGACCUGGAGUCCCGCCAUGAGUCGUCUGAUGUGUACAGGACGGCCCGUGCUCUGAGGAUUGUGCGUUUCACCAAGAUCCUCAGCCUGCUGCGUCUUCUCCGACUCUCACGUCUCAUCCGAUACAUCCAUCAGUGGGAAGAGAUUUUCCACAUGACUUAUGACUUGGCCAGUGCUGUGGUGCGUAUUGUCAACUUGAUUGGUAUGAUGCUGCUGCUGUGUCACUGGGAUGGCUGUCUGACCUUCAUGGUUCCUAUGCUGCAAGACUUUCCUCCAGACUGUUGGAUAUCUAAAAACAACAUGGUGAAUGCCACCUGGCAUAUACAAUACUCCUACGCCCUGUUCAUGGCCAUGAGUCACAUGUUAUGUAUAGGAUACGGUGCUCACCCUCCAGAGGGCUUGACCGAUGUUUGGCUCACCAUGAUCAGCAUGGUUGUUGGGGCCACCUGCUAUGCCAUGUUCCUGGGUCACGCAGCUAACCUGGUCCAGUCUUUGGAUGCAUCCCAUCGCCAGUAUCAGGAGAAGUACAAGCAAGUGGAGCAGUAUAUGUCGUUUCAUAAAUUGCCAGCCGAUGUGCGGCAGAGGAUUCAUGAUUACUAUGAGCACCGCUUCCAAGGCAAGAUGUUUGAUGAAGACAGCAUACUGGGAGAACUCAGCGACCCACUGAAGGAGGAGAUUGUCAGCUAUAACUGCCGUGGACUUGUCGCCAACAUGCCACUCUUUGCCAACACCGACCCUCACUUUGUCACCGUGAUCCUGACCAAGCUACGCUUUGAAGUUUUCCAGCCAGGAGACUAUGUAAUACGAGAGGGAACGCUGGGUCGGAAAAUGUAUUUCAUCCAGCACGGCACCGUCACGAUUAUCCCGCGUGGCAGCAAGGAGUUAAUGCUCAGUGAUGGAGCCUACUUUGGAGAGAUCUGCCUACUAACUCAGGGCCGACGGACGGCCAGCGUGAGGGCCGACACCUACUGUCGCCUUUAUUCGCUGAGCGUUGACGACUUCAACGAAGUCCUGGAGGAGCAUCCUCUGAUGAGGCGGGCGUUUGAGAGCGUGGCUGUGGAGCGACUGGAUCGAGUUUCACGUAGAUCCAGUUAUCAACCUCCAACAACUGAGCCUGAGUGAAACAGGAAGAAAGAGACAGAGACUCCUGCCAGACAGAUAAAGCACUUUUUAACAGAUCUCAAGAAAAUAAAAAAUGCAGAUGUUAUUAAAUGCUGCGUCACUUGAUAGAAACUAUUGCACAUUCAUUAAUUACAGUUCGUCACUUGAAUAUUAAAAUUCAACAUAAUGUUUACUUGGAUUUUAUUAAUGUUCACAAACUGAAGAAACCCUUGUCAUUGCUUUUUCUCUUUUUUUUCUGUAUGAAUGGAUCCAUGUUUUUUUUUAAAGUUAUAGACUGCAAGCCAUAUAAAUCAGGUGUUCAAGCAGAAACACAUCCAAAUAUUCCACUGGACAUUAAGGACUGGAUUUCUGUUUGCCCAGCACUGGAAUGGGAGCACCAGAUGGUGGUGCAUCAGAAAGCUUUCUGAUUCAAAUGAUCCCUAAGAUCUGUAUGUUGUGUCACAUGGAGGUUAAUACCGAUGGGCGAUAAGCUCCAGUGAUGUAAUACCGGACUUUAAAUCAACUGUGACUGCAGGUGGUGUUGAACUUUUACAUCACCCUAUUUUUCUCAUUUGUCAUUGUCAGGAUUUGCAGUUACACUGGGUUUCAAAGAAUAAUGUAUUUUUAAAUGA
Molecule: messenger RNA, 2477 nt
Organism: Gambusia affinis (western mosquitofish)
Lineage: Eukaryota; Metazoa; Chordata; Actinopteri; Cyprinodontiformes; Poeciliidae
Gene: hcn3
Product: hyperpolarization activated cyclic nucleotide-gated potassium channel 3
Exons: 7
Coding region: 1-1866 (621 amino acids)
Biological process (GO): potassium ion transport; transmembrane transport
Cellular component (GO): membrane
Molecular function (GO): voltage-gated potassium channel activity
Source: RefSeq, a predicted model, not a curated record